GUACCCGUCAAGACUAUUACCAAAAAUGUGCCACAACCUUACCCCGUGGAAGUAGCCAAACCGUAUCCUUACCCGGUUAAGGUAGCUGUUCCAGUCGACAAACCGUACACCGUUGAAGUACCCAAACCGUACGCUGUUCACGUCGAGAAACCGUACCCCGUCAAAGUUCCAGUACCCCAUCCAUACCCCGUGGUCAAGGAAGUGCACGUGCCUUACAAAGUAGCUGUCGAUCGCCCAUAUCCCGUGCACAUAGACAAACCGUACCCAGUGUACGUCGAAAAGCAAGUGCCUUAUCCGGUCGAGAAGCAGGUCCACGUACCGGUCAAAGUUCCGGUCGAACGGCCAUACCCAGUGCACGUGCCCGUCGAGAAGAUCGUACCGUACCCGGUCGAGAAGCCCGUCCAUUACCCGGUUAAGGUUCCAGUCGAACGCCCGUACCCCGUACACGUGGUGAAGAGUAUCCCUUAUCCAGUCGAGAAGGAAGUACCGUAUCCAGUGUUCAAGACGAUUCCGUAUCCGAUUAAAGUACCCGUCAAAGUCGCAGUGCCAGUGCCAUACCCGGUCAAGACAUACCAGCCCGAACAUUACGAACACCACGAACAUCACUAGAACGGCGAAUAUUAAACUAACUAACUUCUUGAUCUAGUCACACUAUUCACCUAAUCCCAAAUAUUUACUAUUUCUUAUUGUGAUUGAAUACUGUUUUUUAUAAUGCAAUGGAAACAUUAAGAAAAACCUU
Melanaphis sacchari is the source of this 739-nucleotide messenger RNA. Its product is annotated as zinc finger protein 512B-like. The transcript has a single exon. Lineage: Eukaryota; Metazoa; Arthropoda; Insecta; Hemiptera; Aphididae. The annotation marks the transcript as partial. The record is from RefSeq and is a predicted model, not a curated record.